Trichomycterus rosablanca is the source of this 564-nucleotide messenger RNA. Its product is annotated as interferon a3-like. NCBI's taxonomy places the organism in Eukaryota, Metazoa, Chordata, Actinopteri, Siluriformes, Trichomycteridae. The record is from RefSeq and is a predicted model, not a curated record. The transcript has 5 exons. Gene Ontology annotation, cellular component: extracellular region. Gene Ontology annotation, biological process: defense response. Gene Ontology annotation, molecular function: cytokine receptor binding. Bases 19 to 564 code for a protein of 181 amino acids.
AAUACAUUGGUGUUCGUAAUGAUUUCUCUUAGCUGUUGGAACGGCGCGGGUGGAUGCACAUGGAUGAAAUCACAGAAUAAAGCUUCACUCAGUAAUUUCCAGGUUUUAAGCAACAGCUCGAUUUGGCAUCUUCAGCAGGCGUGUAGGCAUGCUGUGCAUGAUGGCAGUUUAAGCUUGGCGUUCCCCAACAAACUGUACAACGUUGUAUCUCAACAACAGGCAAAUGAUCACAUACUGUUUAUUUUGAAAACUCUAAAAAGUGUAAUGAAGAUCUAUAGAAGGAAAUAUGAGGAGGUGGGAUGUGACCAACAUAAACUGCAGAUUUUCCUCCUUGAUGUUGACCGUCAAAUCGUGGAGUUGGAGCAAUGCGCAAAAAACGUUGUAGCCAAUAAAGCACAAAAAAGAAUAUUUAAGAAGAUGGAAACGCACUUUAAACGUCUGAUUUCUCACCUAAAAAAGCAGGAUUACAGUGCCGAUGGCUGGAACGACAUUGCAGGUGCGCUGCUGAAACAUCUCAGACGACUCGAUUUACUGGCCACCAAAACUAAAGCCAGCCUUCAUUAA